GAGCUGGCAGCUGGCAGCGCCCCAGCAGGGCCGUUGGCGGGGCCGAGGGAGCGGGUCGGGGCCGGCGAGGAAGCGGCGUCAGCAAAACAGCCGCGUGCCCCGCAGGGAGGAGGAAGGGGCUCGGCCGCCAGCAGCCGCGUGCCCCAGCGUGGCAGCUCCUCCCCGCGCUCGCCCAGCCGCCACAAAAGGGCUGCCCUGGGCCAGCGCUGGCAUCCGCCGCUGCCGCCUCGCUCCGCUCGGGACAAGGGCGGGCUCGGCCGUCUCACGCCAAGAUGUCCUGCUCCGAGCUGUGCCCACCAAAGGCCAGCGUGGCCGUGCCCCAGCCCAUCGCUGAGAGCUGCAACGAGCUGUGCGCCCGGCAGUGCCCCGACUCCACGGCCUUCAUCCAGCCGCCCCCCGUCGUCGUCACCUUCCCCGGCCCCAUCCUCAGCUCCUUCCCGCAGCAAGCCGUGGUGGGCUCCUCUGGAGCACCCGCCUUUGGGGGCUCCCUGGGGCUGGGGGGCCUCUACGGCGCCGGGGCCACGCUGGGCUCGGGGGGCCUCUGCACCUUUGGCAGAGCCUACGCUGCUCCCGCCUGCAGCCCUUGCACCGUGCCCCGCUACAGCAAGAAGCUCUGGGACACCUGCGGGCCCUGCUAGACCCAGCCCAAGGACCCUCACACACCUCGGCCUCUCGCCUGCUCUCCCUCCUCCUCUCCUGCCCCUCUCCCCAUGGCCACUCCUCUCCUCCUGCCCCGCUCUGCCCCUCCACCAGCAUCCCACCGGGCACUGGCCUGGCUCUGCAACGGCUGCCACGGGGCAGAAGCCUGAGGGAACCCCUCUCCUGAGAGC
Colius striatus (speckled mousebird) is the source of this 830-nucleotide messenger RNA. RefSeq names its product scale keratin-like. Lineage: Eukaryota; Metazoa; Chordata; Aves; Coliiformes; Coliidae. Gene Ontology annotation, molecular function: structural constituent of cytoskeleton. The transcript is spliced from 2 exons. Gene Ontology annotation, cellular component: intermediate filament. The record is from RefSeq and is a predicted model, not a curated record. The coding region runs from base 273 to 638 and encodes 121 amino acids.